AACAUCAUCGUAAAGACGUCGGAACUACCACACCUCCAAUCGCCAUGCAGGCCUUCCGUAGAAGCGCAGCUAAGGCUGCGCAGACCGCUCGCGUCUCCCUCCCCCGCCAAUCGCGCCGCUGUGCCCACGAUGCCCACCACGGCGCCCACGACGUCGCGUACCCGGCCGACGAACCCUUGGGCAAAGCCUUUUACCUCCUCGCCGGUGGUGUUCCUCUCGCCGCCAUCAUCUACAAGGUGGCCGGCGCCAACGCUGGUGACGACAAGCUCUGGUUCACGCGCUUUGUCAACUCCUACAACUACUACAAGGACAUCUGGGCCGAUCGCAACAGGCUCCACGUCGAAGCUCUCGAGGCCGCGGCCCACGACCGCCACCUGUUCUUCAACUCGACCGCGAGACGGCACGUUGACCUGAACUUCCCCGAGGCCUUCAACACGGGUUCCCCCUACAACGUCCCCGCUGGUUCUCAGGCCGACCUCAGCAAGGUCAUUGCCCACUACGAGAAGCAGAACUUUGAGGAGCAGGCCAGGAAGCUCGAGGCUUUGGCGAACGGUACCCUUAAGGCGGAGCAGUCGGCUUCUGGCAUUGGCAAGAACCCCCCGAACCCUUAGAUGCAAUGUACCAGUAGAAGAGUUGCUGAGGGUUGUAUAUAUCCGGUUCAAAUGCCAUCCGCGUUUAAAGAGACCGCGCCUGGCCGUGAGUCUGAGCAAUUGGAUUGUUAGGAGCC
Aplosporella prunicola CBS 121167 is the source of this 727-nucleotide messenger RNA. RefSeq lists its product as uncharacterized. The transcript is spliced from 3 exons. Bases 45 to 611 code for a protein of 188 amino acids. Lineage: Eukaryota; Fungi; Ascomycota; Dothideomycetes; Botryosphaeriales; Aplosporellaceae. Gene Ontology annotation, cellular component: mitochondrion. The record is from RefSeq and is a predicted model, not a curated record.